AUGUCUUAUCCUUCCCUAGCUCGCAAGGUCUUCAUCGUCACGGGGGGAGCCUCGGGAAUUGGGCUUGCGACUGUACGCAAGCUUAUCGCCAACCAAGCUGUGGUUCAUAUUGUCGACCGGGUCGCCACACCUCCUGAGGAGGUCAAAGGACUGACAAAUGAACAUGUCCACUUCCAUGGCGGCAUUGACAUCAGUUCACGUCAGCAAGUCACCGAGCUUUACGACCAGAUAACAUCCCUAUCUAAGCAGGUGGAUGGCCUCGUCAACUCAGCCGGUAUCUGCCCAACAGGGAACGGCUAUUUUGAACCCGAUGAUGUCUUCCAGAAGAUCCUGACCGUAAACGUGGUCGGGGCCUGGAACAUGACGACUGCUCUCUUGAAGAUGAUUCACGAAGAAACGCCGAAUCAUGGUCCACCUACAGCGGGACCACCCCCUGAGGGUCGGGCAAGCAUUGUCAACAUCGGUUCUAGUGCAUCGCUGACACCAUUCCCGAUGCUGACAGGCUAUAUUGCCAGUAAGCACGCGCUGUUGGGCCUGACCCGUUCGUGGGCUCUGGAUUGGAUUCAUGUUGGUGUUCGAACCAAUCUUGUAGCACCCGGUGGAACAGACACGCCGAUGGCUAGGGCACAAUGGAUUGAUUCGGCUCGGCAGGGAGCUGGUACUAAGCUAGGGGGCAGUGAUAUCCCCAACAGGCAGAAGCCAAUGGGGCGAUCUGCCACGGCUGAGGAGCAAGCUGACAGUGUCAUUUUUCUUCUGAGUGACAACUCUUCAUACAUCAAUGGACAGGUCAUUCCAGUUAACGGUGGCUAUCCCAAUCAUUGA
Messenger RNA from Thyridium curvatum, 822 nucleotides. RefSeq lists its product as uncharacterized. The coding region runs from base 1 to 822 and encodes 273 amino acids. The record is from RefSeq and is a predicted model, not a curated record. The transcript has a single exon. Lineage: Eukaryota; Fungi; Ascomycota; Sordariomycetes; Thyridiales; Thyridiaceae.